Notodromas monacha is the source of this 411-nucleotide messenger RNA. NCBI's taxonomy places the organism in Eukaryota, Metazoa, Arthropoda, Ostracoda, Podocopida, Cyprididae. The record is from the annotation of a GenBank genome assembly.
GGACUUUUUGGCUUGGGGCUCUUUGACAGGGUGGAUGUAGAGCGUACCUUUGUGGCACCUGCAGUGUCAGGGAUUGUGACAGCUGGUGUUUUGCUAGCAGCCUAUGCCCUGCUUGGCCCAAUCCUGGGCCUGGGUUUCAGUGUGAAGAGCUUUGACAAUAAGGCUGAUACAGGUUCAGAUCCUGUUGCUGCCAGGGAAGGCAGGUCUUUCAAAUCAGUUUUCAGGGACAGGUAUCCUGACUGGUACAAUGCCAUUUCUGAAUUUGCACCCAGAUACAUUGAUGCAGUGGAAGCAGCUGAAAGAAAGGACUCUUGCGAAAGACUCUUCACUUGCACUUAUGGACUCAGGGGACUCAUUGACCGGAUCCGCGGAAAAUUGCACACCAUUUUUGGCAAGAAAAACCGGAUCUAA